Suillus plorans is the source of this 685-nucleotide messenger RNA. Its product is annotated as cytochrome c oxidase assembly protein COX16-domain-containing protein. NCBI's taxonomy places the organism in Eukaryota, Fungi, Basidiomycota, Agaricomycetes, Boletales, Suillaceae. Bases 100 to 444 code for a protein of 114 amino acids. Gene Ontology annotation, cellular component: mitochondrial inner membrane. Gene Ontology annotation, biological process: mitochondrial respiratory chain complex IV assembly. The transcript has 4 exons. The record is from RefSeq and is a predicted model, not a curated record.
UCGGACAUCUUCGGAUAAGUCUGAAUCAUCCGGAAAAGGUAGUCAGUUCUUGUCCACGCCUGGCUACUAGUACCACCACCGACCAAGGCUGAACAUCAUAUGCCAUUUUCUUCAAAGCCCAUCAAUCCGUCACCGCUCCAUUCAAGGUUGAAGCGAAAUCCUGCACUGUUCGGUGUUCCCUUUCUUCUCAUCAUAAUUGGCGCCUCGUUUGGUCUUCAGACUUUCACACAAACUCGAUAUGACCUACAGGACCAGAAAGUCAAGCAGAUGAGCAACGAGCAAGCUCUAGGUCUUGAUCGCAAGAAGAAAAAGUUUGACAUUAGGGAGGAAUACUAUAAACUAAGUGCUGCUGGGGAGCAAGACUGGGAACCAAAAAGAAUUGCAAGACCCAAUGACUUCCCAGAAUCGGGUGUUCCCCCCACUGAGCCUCCAGUCAAGCCUUGAUAUGUCUCAGAAUGCCGGCUGUGAAUCGGUACCUUCUUAGCCACUCAGUGUUCCGUGCUCCAGGCCAUUUUCGUUCCGACUUGUAUGAUAGGCGAUACCUCAGUUCUCGUAGCAGUGGAAAUCCGGGAUAUCACCUACUGCUGGACAUCAACUCUCCUGCAUAUGAUGAAACGCAGAUCAAGGGUGGUUUUUUUUUGCACCUCCAUUUUAUUGCGAACAUAAGUACUACCAUCUGACGUGC